Molecule: messenger RNA, 5415 nt
Organism: Clonostachys solani
Lineage: Eukaryota; Fungi; Ascomycota; Sordariomycetes; Hypocreales; Bionectriaceae
Source: the annotation of a GenBank genome assembly
AUGGAUGCAAUAAACGCCGGCAUCGCGGGUCUGGUAGAUUCGUCUGGCAAGAUCCUCCUCGCUUCAUACCGACUCCGCGAUCGGGUUACACAAUCUAAAGAUGACAUCGAUGCCCUCAUUCUCGAAGUUGAAUUGCUCUCUAUCGUUUCUGAGGAUGUUAGAGACUCCCUCGCUCAGGUCUCCCGAGAAAACAAAUCCGUUGCUCACAUCGAAGUGCCAAGCGAAGAUGGACUACAAGAUCAACUGGCGCUGACAGCUUGUCAGGCCGCAUUGAGUGAGGUCGACGGUAUUUUCGAACAGCUACUCGAUGUGAUUGGCCCCUUCAGCAAGCCAGGAUACAAAGGCGAGCCCACAUGGGUAUUUGAUUCGGCUACCUUGACAAAGAAGCUUGAUACACUUCGUAAGGCGAAGUCGACGCUGAAUCUGACAGCAUUCGCUCUUCAAAGCGCAUUGUCUGCUGGUGAUGAGUCGUCGCAGGAUGGGAAAAGCUCCUCAUCUGUAAAACAUGACGACGAGUUCCAGAUUGUUCCAUCGCAACGGGAAAAGACCGAAAUGCUAGGAUGGUAUAAAACCAGCGAUCCUGAGCGUAAACACAUAUUUUGCCAACAGAUCCGUGAACAAGGAACUGGUUCCUGGAUCUUUGCAAAUCCUGAAUUUCGACGGUGGAAAAAUGCCAGAGAGCAGUUGCUCUGGCUUCAUGCCAUACCCGGAGCAGGAAAGACAAUCUUGGCCUCAACAAUCAUCGACCACAUGCAAAACUACGUUCGCUCCAAAGUGGGCAAUGUUGGUCCUUCGGAUCGUGUGCUGUACUUUUAUUUCGACUUCGCUGAUACCAACAAACAAACCCUUGCAAGUCUCCUAGAGGCCAUCGUUUAUCAAUUGCUCUCGAAGAAUCCAGAGCCUUCGGAAUCGGUGAUGGAGUUACAUACCAGCCUCAAAAGCAGGGGUCGAAACUCAGCCAACGUCGAAGAGCUCCUCGACGUAUGCUUUGCUGAGGCUGCUGGUAGUGGUAGGACCUUCUUGAUUAUCGAUGCUCUGGAUGAAUCGCAAAAAGGAGAACGUAGAGAAUUCUUUCAAAAGUGCCUACACAAGCUUCUUGCAAAUAAUUUCAGCGCCCUCAUUACAAGCCGCAAAGAGCCUGAUAUUGAGAAUUAUUUUGGAGACUUCUCCCCCCAAGUCAUCAAUCUCGAAGCGGCGGAGGUUGACGAAGAUGUCAGAAAACAUGUCAACAGCGUCAUACAUAGUGAUUCGACCUUGAGUGCAAUGCCGCAGGAAAUACAGGAAGAGAUAUGCCACGAGAUUGUGGCCGGUGCAGGUGGCAUGUUCCGUUGGGCAACGUGCCAACUUGACAGAAUUAAACAUUGUUUGUCUCCGGCCAUGAUCCGUGCAGAGCUUCGAUCGAUGCCCGGAACUCUGGAUGAGACAUACGAGCGGAUUCUGGGCUCGGUGCCGGGUGUCCACCGGGAGCUCGUGCAAUCGGCUUUGAAAUGGUUGGCCUUCUCAUCUCGCCCGAUACUGCUAGAGGAGCUGGCAGAAGCUGUCGUCCUGAGGCCCGAACUCGGGGAUUUCAGCCCCGCGUCCUCUCGACUUUUUACGGCAAAGGCUGUUGUGGACCUUUGCGGUGUUCUAGUCGCGCAGACCACAAUCGAUCCUCACAAAGUGGACUUACAAUGGCUCAGGAAGAAGGGGGAGGUUGAGGCUCGUGGAAGACAGAAUUUCUAUGACAAGACGGCAACUGUUGUCUCUUUGAGUCAUUAUUCUGUCAAAGAGUAUCUUGUAUCCUCCAGGCUCCAAGAGAGUGCUUUCUCUGGUUACUAUGCUUCUGAACAGGAGAGCAACUCUUUCAUCGCCCGCAGCUGCCUCUUCUAUCUGACGCAGUUCAAUCAGGGCAAGGCUGCUUCGGAUCUGGAUUUUGAAGAGUGGCCGCUUCUGGAAUAUGCUGCGGUAGAAUGGAUAAAGCACUGGGACAAGGCAGGUGUUGGUAAAACCGACGUCAUUCUCCGCCAAAUCUACGAGAAGCUCUUUCAGCCGGAAGGUGUUGGGGCCUACAUUAACUGGCUUAAUAUCUAUUCCCCGGAUCUUGAAUUCGAAGAUCGGUUUGGCUACCGUCGCUUCGAUUCAACCAAGCAAUCGGCAGACUUGUUUCCCCAGCCAAUAUACUGGGCGGCUCUUCUCGGAGACCCGCUUCUCAUGUGGGAGCUGAUCAGUCGAGGAGCUGACAUCCAAGUGCGAGGAGGCUACUUUGGUUCCGCUCUGGGCGUUGCUGUCUUCCAUGGGCACACUGACGUUGUGGAGAAUCUUCUUGAUGCUGGAGUGAGCCCCAACACGGAAUGCAAUAGGUUUGGGAGUGUUCUUCAAAUCGCAGCCGUGGGAGGCUCCAAGUACAUGGUAGAGCGCCUGCUACGGGCUGGCGCUGACGUCAACGCACCAGGUGGCCAGAAAUGGGGUUCUCCUCUAAUCGCCGCGGCUGCUAACCAGCAUCAUGAUAUUGUGUCGCUUCUGAUUGAUAGCGGUGCGGAUCUCAACGGUGGCGUUCAACAGACGGGAUCGGCGUUAUACGGGGCAGCAGUGGCUGGUGAUGUGAAGCUCGCAAGAGUGCUGCUGGCUGCCGGCGCUGAUGUGAACGGCUCUCCUUCUAGCCAUGAUCCCUCUCCCCUCUACGGGGCUACAAAAGCUGGAUCCUUGCCACUUGUGAAGUUACUCAUUUCCCAUGGUGCCGAUGCCAACAAAGCAGGUCCGGGCGACUUUGCAACUACACAAUACCCGCUUCACAUUGCGGCCAACAAUGGUCUCAGUGAAAUCGUUCGCAUGCUUCUUUCGGCGGGCGCAGACGUCAGCAAGAAGGACAAAUAUGGAGCCACAGCCCUUGAGGAAGCGAUUUCCCAUAGCGAAGAAGCGAUGGCCAUCUGCAAGAUGCUGCUGGAUGCUGGGGCAGAUAUCAAAGCCAAAUCUGGCUCCACGUUCUAUGACUCGAUAUUCCAAAAAGCCGUGUCCUAUCGCCGUUUUGAUCUGGCGAGAAUGCUGAUAGAUCAUGGUGCUGAGCUGAGUCCGCGUGGAGUGGUAAGUGCUGUGGUUGCAUACAAAGCCGCCCCGUGGGUAUUUGAAGCCUUCAUGGAUAGAGAUAUUGAUGUGAAUGUUGCCGCAACAUACUCUGGCACUCCGUUGAGCACGCCAUUGCAUGUGGCCGUGAUGAAACGUGACUGUGGUGACGAGUAUGUCGUGCGAAAGCUCUUGGAGAGAGGUGCGAAUGUCAACGCUAUUGACGAAAGCCACUACACCACACCUCUGGUUUUGGCUGCGCAAGACGGUUCAGCCAAUAUUGUCCGGUUGUUGAUCGAAUUCGGGGCGGACAUUCAACGCACUAUCAAUUACUCUGCGUUUGAAAUGGCAAUAAAUCAUGCCUGCAACGAUGAUGGAUCACUUGAAGUCGCGGAGAUUCUCUUAGAGAAUGGUUUUAACAUGGCCAAGAAUACGGAGAUGGCACCGUUCUGGCCGACACAGACGCCCAAGCCAGAGAUAUUGCGCUGGUUAGUGCACAAAGGACUCAACUUGAAUAUGAUUCUUGGCCCAAAAGGGCGGCCAAGAGGCGGCUUUGUCUAUGGUGAUUUUGGCCGUGGUAAUGGCUAUACCCCGAUCCAGCUUGCAGCUAAAGACGGCAGCGUUGAUAUGCUCCGGCUGCUUCUUGAGCUAGGGGCCGACGUCAAUGGGCUAGAGGGCCAAGACGGGACAACCCUGCAUUAUGGAUUCAAGUCGGGUGAUAAAGAGGUGGUCCAGUUUCUCCUGGACAAUGGAGCUCUUAUCACAAGUGAUUCAACUCUAAUCUGGCACGCGAUCAAACAUGAUUUGGACGAAUAUAUCCCCAUUCUUGUUGAGAAGGGGGCCGGUUUGGAUCAGGAUUAUCAGGGUCAAAGCCCUCUAGCGUUGGCUUUUUCAUCUGGGAAGCACAGUCUUGUCCAGUAUCUUAUAAGCCAAGGUGCUACAUUUUCAACCGGGAGUGCUGAACUUGCAAGAGAGCUAGCCACGAAGGGGUCACUCGACGACUUGAAGUUUCUGCUUGAUCAUGGCCUUGAUCCAAACAGCAAGCGGAAGUAUUAUGGGUCUUUACUCGAGGCCGCUUGUGCGAAUGCCGAUACAGCCGCUCUGAAGCUUUUGCUAGGUGCAAGAUUGCGACUAAGUAGAGAGGCGUGUCAACACGCAUUUGAGAGCGCCUGCAAAACUGGUCACAUUGAGAUGAUCAAAUUCCUCACAGAGCAGGGUGCCGAUGUUGACAUUUCAGCAGCACUACAAGCGGCUUUCAGCGAGCCUAACAAUCUUGUAAUCGUUGAGCUUCUUAUGGAACGAGAGACCAAUGUUCAAGCAGAUCUAGGGAAAUGCUUCCAGGCAGCAGCGAGAGCAGAUUGCCAAAAGUCUAUGUCUUAUCUUCUCGAACUGUCGAAAAGUCCAUCUGAAACGGCAAACUAUCUUGGUCAGGCCCUCCAGGUAGCGGCAAGUAAUUCCAAUCUAGCUCUUUGCAAAUGGUUAAUCGACGAACACGACGCAAACGUCAAUCAUUUUGGCCUCCCUCAUGGAAGCCCCCUUCAGGCGAGCCUCGGCCAUGUUUACAGUCAGGAGGGUAAUCAAAUGCUCGUUUUCCGCCUGCUUCUCGAGCGAGGUGCCAACGUCAAUCCCCCCAGGAUGGAGAAGAAGCCGAUAAAGACCGCGUCCAUCAGAAAACGCCAGAUCAUGGGGCUCCCCGUCGACACCUCCACCACUUUCGCAUCGCCUCUUUCGCUUUCUAUCGCAGGCGGGCGUUGGGGGAGCGCUCAAAAACCAUUUGUGGCUCAGCUUUUGGAUCUUGGGGUAGAUGUAAAUGGAUUUGGCGGCCAGUAUCAUUCUCCUCUUCAAGCCGCUGCAUUCCGCUGCCCAGAGAUAGUCGGCCGGCUGCUUGACGUAGGCGCCGAUGUAAAUGCAACCGAUGAUGAGAGCGUGUUUGGUACGGCACUUCACGCUGCUGCAUACAACAGAGAUCUGGCCACCGCUAAGAUUUUGCUCGACCACGGAGCGGAUGUGAAUAUCGUUGCGGGCGACCACGGAACGGUGUUGCGAGCAGCAACCUUUGACGACUCGCGCGGCGGCCGUGAAAAGAAAACAAUUAAAAUGAUGAAUCUGUUAUUUGAGGCAGGUGCAGAUGUCCACGCGACGGAUAAUGAAAAUAACUCAGCGGUACAAGCAGCUGCCAAACAGGGGAACAUUGCAGCUUUGGAAUGGCUGAGAGAUCACGGGGCGGAUAUCUGUGCCGAAGGUGGGAGUAAGGGCAAUGCGUAUCAGGCCGCGCUCGAAAACUUGAAUAACAACUACUGUGUUAGAUGGGAUGCCGUUACGUGGUUGGAGAAGCAUUACGGUAGGGACUGUUGGGGAACAGACAUUCUUCCGUAG